CCUUCGAGAGAGAUACAUACAAGAGUAAGAUUUUGUAUGGUCGGUCACAUGAGAGAAAGAGUUGAGAGGGGAGCUUUUGAAAAAUUCUCUCGCUUCGAGUCGCGAGUCAGUAUCCACGCAGAACGCAGAGACACGAUUAACGCUCUCUUGAUAUUGCGAUUCACUUUACGUUUCCGAUCAUGGCCAUUCAUUGAAUACUGAGUGAGCACCCCGGAGCACGUUACGUAACACGCGGUACACACACCGUGCGAAUAUUUGCCAAAACAAAGCAGCUUAGGAGUUACUCAUUCGACGGCCGGACAAACUUAGCAUGUACCCGUCAUUGCUGGAAAUGGACAGGCCGUUCGGCUCGUUCGCAUCAAACGGGCACUUAACCAACAAUCACUCAAACUCAAGACUGACGCUGUCCUGGAAGGACCUUUCAGUGUGGGGCGCUCGGAAAAGAACUUUUUGGGGCAGAAAAAAAGAACAGACGCAAAUUCUCAGAAAUGUGAGCGGUAUUGCGCGAGGAGGUCGUCUGAUCGCGAUAAUGGGCGCAAGUGGAGCCGGGAAAACUACUCUGUUGGCCACAAUCAGUCAGCGAACUAAAGGCGAGUGCUCCGGGGAGAUUCGAGUGAACGGCAAAGUUGUGGGCAGAGAUCUUUUGCGAAAAAUAUCUGGCUUUGUGCCACAACAGGACUUAGCAGUCGACUCGUUAACCGUCCGAGAGCACAUGGAGUUCAUGGGAAAUCUGAAAGUGGUCAACGGCAUGCGAAACAGCGAGAGGACGCGGUGGGUCAAGUCGCUGCUCUCCGAGUUGAAUCUGCUCAAGUGCGAGGACACCCGUCUGUCCGCUCUUUCGGGGGGCGAACGCAAAAGGCUCUCGCUUGCCGUCCAGCUGCUGACGGAUCCUCCGAUCCUGUUUUGCGACGAGCCCACGACAGGUCUCGACAGUUUUAGCGCCGCGGUUGUGGUGGAGAAGCUGCGUCUGCUUAGUGAGAGGGGCAUGGCCAUCGUGUGCACCAUUCACCAACCCGCCUCGGGAAUCUUCGACCUUUUCCACGAGCUCAUUCUGCUCGCAGGCGGGAGGGUCGCUUAUCAAGGCGAGGUUUCUGCCGCAAAUCAGUAUUUCAGCAGCAAGGGCCUGCGUUGUCCCGCAACAUACAGCGCCGCCGAGUUUUACGUAACGCAGCUGGCGAUUCGUCCCGGCAAAGAGGACAAAUGCACGAAGCAAGUGCUAUGGUUGUGCGAUCAAUUUGCAGCCUCCCCCGAAGGCAAUGCCCUUCAGCAGGCCAUCGACGAGGGAGGCAUCGUUUCCGACGGCCCUUGCGCCAUUCAGUGGAAACACCAACUCGGGGACUACAUUAACAACAAAGCAUUGUCGACGCCUUCGAGAGCUUGGCAGUUGUACUGGAUAUUGUGGCGUUCGAUGGUUGCUGCACGAAGAGACAAAACUGAUAUCAUGGUCCGGAUGCUCUUUUUCAUGUUUGUUGGACUGGUGAUUUCGAUGCCGUUCGUCGGAACUGAAAAGGACCAGCGCGGGAUUCAAAACACUCAGGGUCUGUUUUACUUGAUCGUGGUCGAGACGAUCUUCACCUUCGCCUAUUCCGUGUUCAACACAUUCCCCCAAGAAAUCCCAAUUCUCCUCAGAGAAAUCAGUGACGAUCUCUACAAACCAGGACCGUAUUAUUUGUCGAAAAUGAUCAUGCUGAUCCCGAGAUGCAUCGUUGGUCCGUUUUUCUACGUGUUGUUGAUUUUCAGCGUGGUCGGUCUCAACGGAGGCUUCCUCGGCUUUCUCGCUCUCUGCGUACCAGUCAUGUUGUGUGCGGCGUCUGCCACAGCCUACGGUUGUAUGAUGUCUGCAUUAUUUGAGUCUGUGUCAACCGCCUCCUUGCUCUCAGUGCCAAUCGACCUUGUCACAAUUUCGUUCUCUGGCCUCUUCCUCCGUUUGAGCUCGUUGCCCAUCUACCUCUCGUGGCUGAAAUACCUGUCGCAAUUCUACUUCUCGAAUGAAGCCGUCUCCAUUCUUCAGUGGCAACAAGUGACAGACCUCGAAUGUUGGGACGACAUUCCCGGAGCGCCGUGUUUGCACAAUGGAGAGGAAGUGCUCGAAAAUUACGGAUUCAGUACUUCCAAUUUGUCGCUAGACCUGCUGGGAUUGAGUGCCAUUUACUGCGUUUCGCACCUCGUCGGAUUCCUAGCGAUUGUCAAAAGAAGCAAGGCGCAAGCGAUUUAUUAACUUUCUGCCUUUAUUGACACAUUUUUUGUACAUAUUU
Messenger RNA from Neocloeon triangulifer, 2255 nucleotides. Its product is annotated as protein scarlet-like. The transcript has 15 exons. Gene Ontology annotation, molecular function: ABC-type transporter activity; ATP hydrolysis activity; ATP binding. Gene Ontology annotation, cellular component: plasma membrane. The record is from RefSeq and is a predicted model, not a curated record. Bases 311 to 2218 code for a protein of 635 amino acids. NCBI's taxonomy places the organism in Eukaryota, Metazoa, Arthropoda, Insecta, Ephemeroptera, Baetidae.